Molecule: messenger RNA, 1071 nt
Organism: Dichotomopilus funicola
Lineage: Eukaryota; Fungi; Ascomycota; Sordariomycetes; Sordariales; Chaetomiaceae
Product: eukaryotic mitochondrial regulator protein-domain-containing protein
Exons: 3
Coding region: 1-1071 (356 amino acids)
Biological process (GO): mitochondrial translation
Cellular component (GO): mitochondrial small ribosomal subunit
Molecular function (GO): structural constituent of ribosome
Source: RefSeq, a predicted model, not a curated record
AUGCCACCACGGAUACCCGGCAGCAGCAGGAGCUGCCAGCCACAGCAGCUGCUAAGCUGCCUCGAGGCCGUCUCUCCCUCAUCAUUCCGACCAGCCUCAACCCUGGCGAUACCCCUCCACAGGCCCAGUCCCAGUACACAAUCAACUAUCAAUAACACCACCACCCGCUCCUACGCCACAAAACCACCCCGCCGCAUGACCCGACUCCGCCGCCAAUUCGUCGACUGGCUCGAAAACCGCGGCAGCCGCUUCCGCAAAAACGAGGAACACCGGCCCAACUACAUCGGCGCCAGCAUGAACCGCGGGGCAGACCGAAAUCUCGUGUUCAACCACAACCCCUAUUUUCUCAGCCAGCCGGUACUGUCGGAACCGGCGCGCGAGAUGAUCUGGAAGGCAGUCAUGGUUGAGGGGGCACCGCUCAAGGCGGUGUCGGCGGAUAAUGGGGUGGAUGUGAGGAGGGUGGCGGCUGUGGUGAGGAUGAAGGAGAUUGAGAAGAGGAUGGAACGGGAGGAAAAACCCCUCGCCUACGCCUACGCCCGCGCCAUCUCCACCAUGGUCCCCCAAGACCACCUCAAGCCGCGGCAAGACGAAGACGGCAGGUACAAAAAGAUCGACUUCGAGCCCAUCAACGACAUCCACAUCCACACGGCGACCAUGCGGCAACUCUUCGUCCCGACCUCCGAAUCCCGCCAAUUCACCCGCGCCGACGCCGCCCGCGCCUUUGGCGACCACAUCCUGCCCCCCGACGAAAAGAUGCGCAUCCCGGAACUGGUGCAAAAGGAGCGCAACAUUGCCAACGGCAUGGACGAGAGGGACGCGCAGGAUCUGUUUCUGAAGGAGACGGCCGAGAGCGAGCAGGCGUAUGCGGAGGCGCAACGGAAGCGGGCCGAGGCCGAGGAGGCGCGCAAGACGCGGGUGAACACGGACCGGUUCGAGUUCCGGUUUGAGACGUUUGAUUCGGAGGCUGUUGGGCCUACGGGCCGCGCGCGGCAUGCUACGGGUUGGCGGUACGGUGCGCCGCUGUUGGAUCGCAAGAGGGGCCAGAUCAAGAUCCCGACCAGUGUCGAGUGA